AUGUCUGCUUAUCUGCUUCACUUCUCCGUUUCUAUGUUUUCGGGUCUGGUUUUAACCAUAAAUCUAUCUUCUCUAUGCGUACGGAAUACAAGACCUUUAUUUGGUUGCUGUCAGUUGCCAAAUAAUUAUACCAUUACCCCCUCCCUCUCUCUCUCUCUCUCUCUCUCUCUCUCUCUCUCUCUUAUUAUCUCUCAUUCUUUCUCUCUCCUUUUACUUUCUCACUCUCUCUCUCUCUUAUUCUCUCUCUUAAUAUAUAUCUCUCUCCCUUUCACUUUCUCCCUCUCUCUCUUACUCUCUCUCUCUUAUUAUCUCUCAUUCUUUCUCUCUCCCUUUUACUUUCUCUCUCAUUCUCUCUCACUCUCUCUCUCUUAUUAUCUCUCAUUCUUUCUAUCUUUCUUUCACUUUCUCACUCUCUCUCUUAUUCUCUCUCUCUUAUUAUCUCUCAUUCUUUCUCUCUCCCUUUCACUUUCUCCCUCUCUCUCACUCUCUUACUCUCUCUCUCUCUUAUUAUGUCUUAUUCUUUCUCUCUCCUUUUACUUUCUCUCUCUCUCAUUCUCUCUCACUCUCUCACUCUCUCUCUCUUAUUAUCUCUCAUUCUUUCUCUCUCACUUUCACUUUCUCUCUCUCUCUCUCUCUUAUUAUCUCUCAUUCUUUCUCUCACUUUCACUUUCACUUUCACUUUCUCUCUUUCUCUCUCUCUCUAUCUCUCUCUCUCUCUCUCUCUCUCUCUCUCCCGUUGCUGCAGGCAUCAUGGUUCUGCGUUUCCUGGAUUUCGCUUGCCUAGCACUGUGUAAAAAAAUAUGA
Acanthosepion pharaonis is the source of this 804-nucleotide messenger RNA. The record is from the annotation of a GenBank genome assembly. NCBI's taxonomy places the organism in Eukaryota, Metazoa, Mollusca, Cephalopoda, Sepiida, Sepiidae.